CAACAAUUGCCGUAAGUAACCACGCGACCGGCUGAGGCGACCAACCCCCGCGCAGUCCCAUUUACGCCUCCCGCGCCCAAACAUGGCCGCCGUCGACGAUGUGACGACGUACUGCUUUGCGUCGGUGAACGACGACGCGAGUGGAAGCCUGGACAAGGCGAACGGUGGGCUGUGCCCCGGCCAAGUGACGGUGGUGCCAUUCCAGUCCCCAGCCAUUGUUGGCGAUGCCGUGCAGGUAUCGUGGACCGUCGCAAUCACGACAUCGUCCGUGACGUUCAAGACCAUUAAUCCAUUGACGACCGACAUCCUUCACUCGACGUUGUACUUGUGCCCUGGUAACGAUCGCCGUGUGGCAUGUGGAAAUCGCAUCGACUUGCUCGCUUCCACGGGGGGUAUCCGUGGCACCAAGUUUGCGCCGGCCACAGGCACAGCGCAGUUCUCGUCGACCGUCAAGUUGUUAGCAGGCCCGGGUCCGUUCACCCUCGUCGUGAAAGCGACUGUCGUUUCCAACUACACGAAAGAAAACGUCACCCAGCCAGCGUUCAUCGAUAUGGUGACGUACCGAAACGUGCAGCUCGUCGAGCCCGACCCGACGACCGAUGCGACCCCCAUUGCGCUUGGAAUUGCCGGCGGCGUGAUAGGGUUGGUGCUAUUGAUCGUGCUGGGCUGCUGUUGGCACCGACGGCGCCAGCGCGAACGCACCGAACGCCAAAUUGCCACGUAUGCUGGCGCGUACAUCGUCCGGUCGCGCGUCAACAGCUACGAUCGCGAUCCAUCUCGUACGACCCACCGCGAACUGAGUCACUACUCGUCCCACGUGACGCAGCCGUCGACGUUUCAUGGCCCCGACCAGAACCUACACUACCAACCCCACCACCACACGACCGCAGAUCCAAACGUGAACUACGAUUUGAAGCUAACGCAAUAUUCGUCAGCGUCCGUGUCGCCUAUGUCGGAUAGCCCGUCGACCACGUCACCGACCCCGACGGCCGAGGCAACUCCUAGCUACCUCAACUUUGCCAUGUCCCCCUUGGUCGAAGACGAGCUCGAUAUAUCGCGGUCAGUGAGCUUCUCCAGCCUCGAUCCGCCACAAUCGUUUGACGAAGGCAACGGAUAUCUCAACUACGCGCUGUCCCCGCUCGUCGAACACAGCCAUUCUCGUGGGUUUGACGCACUGCGCGGCGGCAUGGAGAUGGUGCAUGAAGAGGACUCGGACGACGGGAUGCUGCCGCUCCCGCGUGACCCUCGCACGAGUGGGUAAUCGGCCGUCGUUUUGUCUAGUCGGCGGAACAACGUCUGAUCACGGCGCGAUCGAAGAUAGAUGACGAGUUGAAGCGCAUCGGACAGACGUCUAGCGCCUUUUAAUUUAUACGCUACGGAUUCACGACGCCGGCCCCAGGUCAUCUCACUGCGGUGAUGGUGAUGUUACAGUUAAAUAGUUGUCGAUCGUUGGCUGUACAAGCGAGAGCGUAGUGCGA
Aphanomyces invadans is the source of this 1478-nucleotide messenger RNA. RefSeq lists its product as hypothetical. NCBI's taxonomy places the organism in Eukaryota, Oomycota, Saprolegniomycetes, Saprolegniales, Verrucalvaceae. The record is from RefSeq and is a predicted model, not a curated record. The transcript has a single exon. Bases 83 to 1261 code for a protein of 392 amino acids.